Morone saxatilis (striped sea-bass) is the source of this 3491-nucleotide messenger RNA. It is a transcript of the gene kcnj3a, whose product is annotated as potassium inwardly rectifying channel subfamily J member 3a. Gene Ontology annotation, biological process: potassium ion import across plasma membrane; regulation of monoatomic ion transmembrane transport. Gene Ontology annotation, cellular component: plasma membrane. Bases 785 to 2275 code for a protein of 496 amino acids. NCBI's taxonomy places the organism in Eukaryota, Metazoa, Chordata, Actinopteri, Moronidae. The transcript is spliced from 3 exons. Gene Ontology annotation, molecular function: G-protein activated inward rectifier potassium channel activity. The record is from RefSeq and is a predicted model, not a curated record.
CCAAAAAGAGCAUCUGGUGAAUCUCUGUCGCUGAACCAUGAGAAUCCAGUCGACAUUUGUCUGAAAGAGUGGAAUAGGUGUCCGAAAAGAGCCUGGUAAUCAGCGUCGAUGCGCGCAGCCAAAAAUGACGACAGUGGGACAGUGAUUCUCUUGUUCCAGCUCGUCAUUUUUUACAGUCAUAUGCUUGGAUGCAAUUCAUCUCCUAUGUAUACAGAUCACAAAGGAAGGACUGGAAGCCGAAUAAUCUCCAACACAGCCGCAAGUGCGCACAGAGACGUUUCAUCCUGGAAACCGUUUCCAGCGAUUAAUUACGCAGAGAUAUUGAUGUUUUGUGGGCCGUUAAAGGAUUUUGAACUUUCGCAUGAAAACUUACUCUGCGAGUACAUUUUUGAACAGGUCGAUAUAGCCCCAACCUUCACGGGCGAUGAGUAAUCCACGACGCAGCAACUGAUAAACCUGUAAAACCUGGAGUGCGGCUGGCGCGUUUGGAUACCUUAUCCUGUGCGUCUCUUAUUUUUUAUUUUUUCAUGUGGCUUCUAUUUCGGGGUUCGUAAACUACUCGUACAUUAUUGAUAUUUCAUGGCUGUAGAGUGUAGCAACAGUGGUGUGUGGCGAAAGAGGACGGUGCAAGACUAACCGGGGCGAAGACAGCGCACUUUUAUCGCCUUAUUUCCAAACAGGAGACAUUGCGCACGGGCAUUGACGACUGCAGCAACUACAACCCAGACUUUUUUUUUUUAAUCAUUGAAUCCUUUGUUAUUUCUUUCGCUGCUGUCAUCGUAGUAUGUCUGCACUUCGAAAGAAAUUUGGGGACGAUUAUCAGGUAGUGACCACCUCAUCUAGCGGGUCUGGAUUCAAUCAGCCUCCCCCAGAGAAAAAGAAGAAGAGGCAGCGGUUCGUGGACAAGAACGGGCGAUGUAACGUCCAGCAUGGGAACCUGGGUGGUGAAACCAGCAGAUACCUCUCAGACUUAUUCACAACACUCGUAGAUUUGAAAUGGCGCUGGAAUUUAUUUAUUUUCAUCCUCACCUACACAGUCGCUUGGCUCUUCAUGGCCUCUAUGUGGUGGUUCAUCGCAUACAUCAGAGGAGACCUCAACAGAGCCCACAAUGACAAGUACACUCCAUGUGUGGCCAAUGUCUAUAACUUUCCCUCAGCCUUUCUCUUCUUCAUAGAGACUGAGGCCACUAUAGGAUAUGGUUACAGAUACAUCACAGACAAAUGUCCCGAGGGGAUCAUUCUCUUUCUUUUCCAGUCGAUCCUCGGAUCGAUCGUCGAUGCCUUUUUGAUCGGCUGCAUGUUCAUCAAGAUGUCUCAGCCCAAGAAAAGGGCAGAGACUUUGAUGUUCAGUGAACAUGCGGUGAUUUCUAUGCGAGAUGGGAAACUAACUCUCAUGUUCAGGGUCGGCAACCUGCGUAACAGCCAUAUGGUCUCUGCACAGAUCCGCUGCAAAUUGCUGAAAUCUCGCCAGACACCCGAAGGCGAGUUUCUUCCGCUGGAUCAGUUGGAGUUGGACGUGGGUUUCAGCACCGGGGCAGACCAGCUCUUUCUCGUCUCACCACUCACGAUCUGCCAUGUGAUUGACACCAAAAGCCCCUUCUACGACCUCUCCCAGAGGUCCAUGCAAACAGAGCAGUUUGAAAUUGUGGUGAUACUAGAAGGAAUAGUGGAGACCACAGGGAUGACCUGCCAAGCGAGGACGUCAUACACUGAGGACGAGGUUCUUUGGGGACACCGCUUCUUCCCGGUAAUCUCCUUGGAGGAAGGCUUCUUCAAGGUGGACUACUCUCAGUUCCACGCCACAUUCGAGGUGCCCACCACUCCAUACAGUGUGAAGGAGCAGGAGGAGGCUCUGCUUCUCUCCUCGCCCCUCAUGGCUCCAUCCCUGUGCAACAGCGGGGAGAAGAACAGCUCUUUGGACUGCCUGGAGAGCCUGGAGGACAAUGACAGCACCACCAAGCUGCCCACCAAGCUCCAGAAGAUCACAGGGCGGGAAGGCCUGCCCAAGAAGCUACUAAGGAUGAGCUCCACUACUUCAGAGAUGACUUACAGCUUUGGAGACCUGCCCAUGAAGCUGCAGCGAAUCAGCUCUGUUCCUGGUGUCUCUGAUGAUAAACAGGCUGGUAAGGCCUCCAAGAUCAACACAGAGCCCAUGAGUAAGUCAGUGGCGGACUUACCUCCCAAGCUGCAGCGACUGGCUGGGGGAGGAGGGGGCAGGAUGGACGGACACCUGCCACCUAAACUCAGAAAGAUGAAUUCAGAUCGCUUUACAUAAAGCAGGCAACAUAUUUUAACUUAUGCCAUCCACCUUUAUUUCCCUACCUGAAGUCCUUGUACUAUUCCUAAUUUAUUAAUGGACAAUAUUCUUAUAUUAAAAGAAAUGUAGAAUAUGUGCACAAAUACCUUAUAUAAAGUAGGGUGAUGGAAUUAAGCACAUUUGUCCCUGGAUGUAAGUGUACAUGCUAUGACGAAAGACCUCUGAUAUUUUUUUUAGGAUGAUGUACAAUUAGCACACUCUGGCAUGUAAGAAACAGCGCAUGUAGAACAGAAUCUCAAUAAUUUCUGGCAUGACAUUUAUUGAUAUAUUAUUUUACAAAAACAAUUUCAUUAGUGAAUUUACUGACAGUGAAAAAUUGCACAAAGCCAUAUGAUUUACCACGUGGAAAACCUACAUUACAUGGUUCUAAUUUGUGGUGACAAAAGGCACAUACAUUUGUUUUGAGUUGGUUGCUUUUGUUGUUUAAUGUAAAAUUGUGGCAAUGUUAUGUUGAUUGCAUGCUCCUCUUAUUGACUUAGCUAUACAAAGGUAAUAGACAAAGAUGUUUAGCCUUAACUAUAUUACCUUGUUUCCAUUUUCACAUUUGUUCACAGCUGGAUUUUUGGUAUUUCAUAUAUAGACUAUUUUACCAUGUGCGAUUUUAUGAAUUUAUUAGUUGAUCAAACACAAAGUAUGUUGCUAGAUGAUGCAUAUUUCACAUUUGAUGUGAAAUGCAUUAUUGGCAUCAAUGACCCAUCUGAACUGGGCACAAUGCUACGCAAUUUUCACUUGCUUAUUAAAGUAACACUUAAGUUGAAAGAGUCAAUACUUGUACUUGAUAAGCACAAAGCAAUCAUUAUAUAAUCCCCAGUGAUUUUAGAAAGCAUUUAUGGGCAUUUUUGUCAUUAAUUAACUGCUUAGAGCAGUAGUUCAGUACUGUGCAAUCACUUUGUUCCAUUAUAUAACAAAAAUCAACUUAAUCUACUGUAGGCCUGUGUGGUCAUACAAAACACUCCAUUAGAAUUUCAACUUAGGUGUUACUGGUUAGAUUUAGAUGUGGGCCUAUAAGGAAAUCAUAACCUUUGUCUUAAGGGCCCAUAAUCUCCCUCCUCUGUGAUGAAAGCAAUAAUAUUAUAAUGACUAUAAUCUUUAUAUAGCCACAGGGUCUACCACAGCCCAAUAUUCAUUCUGUUUACUGAAUCCAUGCCAUGAAAUCUGGUUUUCUCUAAAUGCA